Molecule: messenger RNA, 7711 nt
Organism: Biomphalaria glabrata
Lineage: Eukaryota; Metazoa; Mollusca; Gastropoda; Planorbidae
Product: multidrug resistance-associated protein 1-like
Exons: 32
Coding region: 192-4772 (1526 amino acids)
Biological process (GO): transmembrane transport
Cellular component (GO): membrane
Molecular function (GO): ATP hydrolysis activity; ABC-type transporter activity; ATP binding
Source: RefSeq, a predicted model, not a curated record
UUUUUUUUUUCCUGCGUUAAAAGUUACACAAGAUCCAGUGAUCAUCCAGCAUAGGAGAAUAGACUUCAAUAGAUAAUUAAUCGUUAUCUAGACUCAUCUAACUCUAUGUCUAUCUAGAUCUAGUUAAAGUGAGUCUGAAUUAUUCAAGAAUAGAUCUACUGGUGAUCUAGAUCUACUUAAGAUUAUUAGAAAUGAUGGAGCAGUCAAACAACUUAACAGCUACAUCUUUAAAUGGCUUUUGUGUUGAUCCUUUUUGGGAUGAACAUUUAACUUGGGAGAGUCAAUGGCCCCAGUUUACAGAAUGCUUUAUACACACUGUGCUCGUUUGGAUUCCUUGUGGCUGGUUGUGGUUGUCUGCUCCUGUGUAUAUUUGGUACAUUGCAUCAAGACCUGCUUCCACACCUAAAAAUUUGUUCAGCUGGCUUUUUCUUUUAAAGUUGAUCUUCUUGUGCUCAUUGAUAGUGCUGUCAGGUAUAAAUAUCCUCAAUGUUGUGACACUGAAGAAGUAUUCAGGGGAAGAUUAUGUCAAAGCAGACUUCUUUGAUCCUCUUCUUAUGACAUUUACACUGGUUGCAACCCUUAUUCUUGUCAUUCUGGAAAGGAAGAAAAAUUUUGUCACAUCUGGCGUUCUAUUUAUAUUUUGGCUUUUAUUGAUUUUGUCCAAUAUUGUUAACUUUUAUACCUACAUCGAGUCAAAUGUAUACAGUCAAGACAAGUUUGCCUUUAUUGUAUUCUAUAUGCAGUACUUCAUGUAUCUGAUAGAGUUUUUUCUGCACUGCUUUGCAGAAAAAGUUGACUUCACUUCAUAUAAGGAAAAGCAACCAUGUCCAGAGCUAUCAGCAUCAUUUCCUUCUCGUGUUUCAUUUUGGUGGCUGGAAAGACUCAUGAAGCAAGGGUACAAAGAACCUAUAACAGAACAGAGGCUUCCAGACCUUCAACCUAAGGAUAGAUGUCAGAUUGUCAUCAAGAGAUUUUUAAACUGUUGGAUACCUGCGUUGGCUGCAUCAAAAGCAAAGUCCAGGUUUAAGGUUACUCACCAAAAAGAGCCCACAGAGAGAACAAGGCUUGUGGCUUCAGGUGCAGAUGUGUCAGUCAUCAAAAAGAAACCUUCAGGUCCAUCACUAUUAUACUAUUUAUUUAUUAAAGCAUUUGGUGUGGACCUCCUCAUCAGCCAAUCUUGGAAAUUGUUCUAUGAUAUUUUGCUGCUUACCAACCCAUUGUUACUAGGAGAAUUAGUGGAUUUUGUUUCUAGCUCAUCUCCAGCGUCGUGGCAUGGGUACAUUUUAGCAGUGGCUCUGUUCACUUCCACAGUACUCCAGUCUUUGUUUUUUCAUCAGCUGUUCCAUCAUUCAUGCUCACUGGGGCUCAGAAUGAGAGCUUCCCUUAUUUCUUCAGUAUUCAGAAAGUCACUAACCAUGGAUAACCAAGCCAGAAAAGAGUCUACUAUUGGUGAAGUGGUCAAUUUGAUGUCUGUGGAUGCUUCCAAUAUAGAGAGUGUUAUGAGUUACUUGUGGGCAAUAUGGUCCAGUCCUCUGCAGAUAACUGUGUCUUUAUAUUUGCUGUACAAUGUCUUAGGUAUUUCCAUGUUUGCUGGUGCUGCCUUUCUUAUCCUGUUAAUCCCUGCCAAUGGUGUGAUUUCUUCCAAGAUGGGAACCUUCCAGACACAGCUCAUGGCAUUUAAAGAUCAAAGGCUUAAGAUGAUGAAUGAAUUGUUAACUGGCAUGAAAAUUGUAAAGUUGUUUGCCUGGGAAAAAAGUUUUGAGAAAAAAAUACUUGAUGUGAGAAACAACGAGCUUCUAAAACUGAGGGGACUGGCUCUGAUCAGCUCCAUUACCACACUGUCUUGGGGAGUGGCACCUUAUAUUGUGUCACUCUUAACCUUUUUGACAUAUGUGUACAUCUCAGAGGACCACUAUCUUGACCCCAAGACAGCAUUUGUAGCCAUAUCUCUCUUUGAUAUUCUGCGAUAUGCCAUAAACUUUGCACCCAUGAUAUUAUCUGAUGUGAUUAAGGCUUACAUUUCUGCCAGGAGAAUAGAGAAGUUUUUGAGUCAUGAUGAUCUCAACACCCAUAAUGUCAGACGAGUGGAACAAGCAGAUCAUGCUAUAACCAUAGAGAAUGGCACAUUUAUGUGGAACCCUGAUGGACCCGUUACAUUAAAAAACAUAAAUAUUAGCAUAGAGGAUGGGAGUUUGGUGGGAGUUGUUGGUGUGGUAGGAAGUGGAAAAUCUUCUUUGUUGUCUGCCAUGCUGGGAGACUUGGAGAAGGUUGAAGGACAGGUCAUUCUUAAGGGUAAAGUGGCCUACGUGUCACAGCAAGCUUGGAUUCAGAAUGAUACUCUGAGAAACAACAUUCUUUUUGGCAAGCCUUUGAUGGAUAAGCUGUACAGCCAGUGUCUUGAUGCUUGCGCCCUCCGACCUGACCUAGAAAUACUUGCUGCUGGAGAUAUGACAGAGAUAGGCGAAAGAGGAAUUAACUUAUCUGGUGGACAGAAGCAGAGGGUAGCACUGGCUAGAGCAGUCUAUGCCCAGGCAGACAUCUAUCUUCUGGAUGAUCCUCUCAGUGCUGUGGAUGCUCAUGUUGGUCAGCACAUCUUUGACAAUGUGAUUGGUGCCAAGGGGCUUCUUGCUGGCAAAGUGCGAGUGCUAGUCACACAUCGAAUCAAUUACCUUCCAUUUACUGACCACAUUUUAGUGAUAACAGCAGGGGAGAUCUCUGAGGAUGGGCGCUAUGAUGAACUUAUGUCGCACAGGGGUCCAUUCUCCAAACUAAUCGCCACUUACAUGACGCAGGAGAAUGAGGCUGAAACUUCUAGCAUUGAGUCUUCUGAUGCUAAAGACAAAGAUGAUGAAGAAAGCAGUACAGCAAGCAAAUUACUGAGACGGCUGUCUUCUUCGCUUUCACAUGCAGUUGAAAAAAAGCAUUCAUUUUCUGAACAUGUUGUAAGCUCAACCACUCAACAGAAUGAGGUUGGCAAUCUGAUUGAUGAAGAAACAGUUGCAAUUGGAAGGGUUCCUUUCAACGUGUAUAAAAAAUAUGGGAGAUCACUGGGAUACUUCUUUGUCCUGCUUCUAAUUGCACUGUACAUGGCAUUUAUCGCAACAUUCAUGUGGUCUUCAGUGUUCCUCCGGCAGUGGACAGAUGAUGUCCAUCUAGGAAACUUUACAGACUGGCCAAAUAACUCCACAGAGAGGAAGGAUAAAAAUGAUUUCUACAUCACCAUUUAUGGUGUAUUUGGUAUUUUUCAAGUGUUCUUCCUAUUGGGAUUUUCCAUCACUCUAAGCUUCAGAAGUGUCCAUGCUUCCAGGAGGCUUCAUGGCUCAAUGCUGGACAGUGUGUUGCAUGCUCCCAUGCAGUUCUUUGACACAACCCCUAUUGGACGAAUCAUGAAUCGCUUCUCCAAAGACUUGGAUGAUGUGGAUGAGUCAAUACCCUGGACUCUCCACAUGGGGAUUGACUGUUUCUUUCAGGUCUUAGCUGUACUGAUAAUCAUUUCCUAUAGUACUCCAUUCUUCCUUGCCUUCCUGUUGCCAGUUGGGGCUAUAUAUUUCUUUGUUCAGAGGUACUUUGUGGCUACAUCUCGCCAGUUAAAGCGUCUUGGAGCUAAAACCACAUCUCCAAUAUUUAACCACUUCAGUGAGACCUUGGCUGGUGCCACCACAGUCCGAGCUUUUGGAGCAGAGCAAAGAUUUAUCCAAGACUCAGAUACUAAAGUGGACUUAAAUCAGAUCUGCAAGCUCAUGAAUUAUACAUGUAACAGGUGGCUUGGAGUUCGACUGGAGUUUCUAGGUAACCUCAUUAUACUCUUGGCUGCCAUCAUAGCUGUUGCCACCAAGGAUUCAAUUAGUGCUGGAAUUAUGGGAUUAUCUAUAAGUUUUGCUUUGCAGAUAACAACAAACUUGAACUGGUUGGUCAGGAUGAUCAGUGACCUUGAGACCCAAGUUGUGUCUGUUGAAAGAAUCGUGGAGUACUCAGAACUCCAACCUGAGGCUGCUUGGGAAAAUGAUAAUAACACAAGUCCAGCUGGUUGGCCACAGAGUGGGCACGUAAGUGUGGAGAACCUCAGUCUGCGCUACAGAGAAGGGCUAGACCUUGUCUUGAAAAGGAUCAGUUUUGAAGUGAAAACAAAUGAAAAGGUUGGAAUUGUGGGGCGCACAGGGGCAGGUAAAUCUUCCCUGACUCUUGUUUUCUUUAGACUAGUUGAGCCUGCUGAAGGCAGGAUCUUGAUAGAUGGCAUUGAUAUAAUGAAACUUGGUCUACAUGAACUCAGGAUGAAAGUGACUAUCAUCCCACAGGAUCCAUUGAUAUUUGCUGGAACUCUGCGUGAGAAUCUGGAUCCCUUCAAGAACUAUGAUGAUGAGGCUGUUUGGGUGGCCCUGGAACAUUCCCAUUUAAAGUUGUUUGUUGAAAGCCUUCCAGACAAACUUCAGCAUCAGUGUGGAGAAGGUGGUCUGAAUCUCAGUGUUGGUCAGAGACAGCUGCUGUGUAUGGCAAGAGCACUUCUUCGUAAAACCAAAAUACUUAUCCUGGACGAAGCCACAGCUGCAGUGGAUAUGGAAACUGAUGAGCUGAUUCAGGCCACUAUCCGUAAUGAGUUUAGUGACUGUACCAUCUUGACCAUUGCCCACAGAUUGAAUACAGUCAUGGACUAUGACAGAAUACUUGUUUUGGACCAAGGGGAAAUAAAAGAAUAUGACUCUCCUCAAAAACUCUUAGAGAAUCAACAAAGUAUUUUCUACAGCAUGGCCAAGACAGCAGGUAUUGUAACAUAGGAUGCCUCAAUACCAUGGCAGCAAACACCUUGGAUUAUAAAAGGAUUUCCAUGCUGGACAAACAGCUUUGAACAUUAUAGCAGAGACUUCACUGUAGGGCUCAGUACAUUGUGUUGUUAUUUUCAUUUUAGCUGUUUGUUUCAUAAUUUGUUGUUUGUUUGUAAAAUGUUUUACAUAUUUGGAUGUUCCUUCAGAGUUGAAGAUAAUUUACUUCCUAGUCCGAACCUCUUGCAGGAUGACAGGGAAUGGGAAUGAGCUGGGUUUGAACCCGGGACCAGCGAUAAGUCCGAAUGACAGUCCAGCGCACAAACGCACUACCAGGCAGCCAUCUGAAGUCUUUUCAGACUCAUUCAUAAUGUGUUUAUCAGGAACUUCACAAAGUAUUACAUUGAUUUUUGUGAUGAAAAAUUUUUUGUUUGUGUUUGUUUUUUUUUUUAUUUUUUACAUUUAUACAUUUCACAUAAUGUCAACAUAUUCAUUUGCCAACAGAACAAAAACAUUUUUUUUCAUUAAUAGUUUUUUUUUUAUUGCACUAUUGAGUAUUGAGAAUAGUAUUGAGAGUCGAGCAAAUGCUGGCUUUACAGGAAGAUCAUUUAUUUUGUUGGCCUUCCAUUUCCUUCAACAUUGAUUUGAAUGUUACACAUUGCUGAGUUAUACUUUAUAUUAAUGAACAAAUAUCUUGGCCAUUCCCCAAACUUCAACACUUGGGCAUCACCUCAUUCUUAUUAAAAUAAUGUUUUUUCUGAAGUAAAAUUAAAGGUGAUUAUAUUUUUGUUUACAUUUUGAUAUCAAAACUAUUAACAAUAACUUGCGUCACAUUACUUGCAUGUUACUGAAGAAGCUUAGCUUCUGUGUACAUAUCCUUCCAAAUCAUUAUAAACUAUAAAAUGAACUAAUACAAGAUAAUAACCAUACAUAGUUUUGAUACUCAUGCUGUUUUUCUUCUCCUUUAAAGAAUGAGUAGCAAUAACAAUUGCAUGCCAUUGAAAAUGUUACAUUUUGUUUUUGUAAUCUUGCUAUCCUUCUAUUAGCUGUAUAAUUGUUUUAAGCUUACUGAGACAUAACUUGCAAACUCUAGUUUUUAGGCAAUCAAAAUGUAUUGAGUAAAGAAUGUUUUGUUACUCAUAAACCCAUGAAGUAAACAUCAGCAUAGAUUUUAUCAUUGAAUAGUAUUCAUCUUCGUUAUCAACUCCAUAUGAAUGAUGGCUUGAUAGACUGAAAUCCUCUCUUGCAAAAGCCCUGGAAAGAAACCAUGCAGUAAUGCUUAAUGCACAUACAGGUCAAGAACGUGGCUUCACAACCUAAGCAGUUAGGUAAUUAAUGUAUAAAAAAAAUCAAAACCAUGUCAUUAUUUUUUUUUAUUUUGAAUGAACGUCUUGUCAUAUUCAGCCUUAUUAUUCUGCAUAACACUCUGUGCAAUUUUUUGUUUCUGUGGCAUUUUCUGAACUUGUUAUCAUCAGACUAAGUAAUCCUAGAGUCAAUAAAACUGUUCAUUUUGGAUGAUCAGUCAUUGUAAUGUGAUUGUAACAAUUUUUUUUUAAUACAUUGUGAUUAUAACAAUUCUUUUUUUAAUACAUGUCCUUGUGUUCAUUUUUGUUCUUACAAAUUAUCUUUGAUGAAAAAAAUUUAUACUUACACAAACUGGUUUGUAAUUUUAGCCAUUCUGGCGUACAGUUUUGUUUCAGCCUGUGGCAUACAGUUUUGUUUUAGCCAUCGUGGCAUACAGUUUUGUUUCAGCCAUCGCGCGUACAGUUGUUUCAGCCAUUGUACUCUAGUUUCAACUUUCCCACCAUUACCUCAACUUCAAAAGAAGAUAAUCCUCUCAAGUAUACUGUAAUUGUAAGGUGUUUAAUAUAUCCAUGUACUGGUAUUGUUGGCAAUGGAUAUCUGCCAGGAGAAUAUUGUGAUUUUUGCAAUAAAUAUUUUUAUACUUUUGUUAAAUUUUGAUAUUCAUUUUUUUUGUCAGUUUUUAAAUAUUUAAAGUUUUGUUAAUAUUAGCUACCUAAGCCAAAUUUUAAAGGCUUUUUUUUUAUUACAAAGCUUAUAUCAACCCUAUCUGUCUGUCUGGUAAAAGGUUUGUACACGUUAUUUUUCUCCCACACCCAAGCUCAGAUUAAGCUUUUGCUCAAUUAUUUCUUUUACCUGCCAACACAAAAAUCAGUGGUUACCAAAUUGGUUUGAAGAGGCUGAGGAGGUCUUAGCCCUGACUCCUUUCCAACUGGUCCAGAUAGGAUCUUAGCAUAUUUGGAGAGCUAAAUGCAUGCAAAUAUUUCUAAUAGCACAGAUUUAUUAUUGUUAGUCUAGAUCUAUUACAAAUUUUGUUUAACCCUGACUGACCAAAACUAAUCGAUACAACUACACUUCUACACUUAAUAUAAGCUUCUUUUUUUUAAGGAAUUUUUUUGUAUUUCGCUUGUUAGACUUUAUACUUUCAUUAACUAUAAAAAUUGAUCCAUAAAUGCUGAAAACAUAAUAAUUAUGAUUAGAAUAUUUUUUGUUAUAUUAUAUUAGGAAUAAGAAAGCUAAAAAUGUGUAAUUUACACUCUGUUUUAUGCUGUAAUGUCAGGUAAAAAAAGACACAAAAAGUUGAAGACUUUGUUUUUCAACAAAUUAUUUUCUUUUUAUUGUUAAAGUAUGUUUCAGAAAUAUGGUCUCAUUGUCUCAUCCUCUUACUUAUUAUGUCCCCCUACCAUAUCUAUCCAACAUUGUUUUUUUAUUUGCAAUAGUUUUGUGAUUGAGAUUAUUGGUUUGAAGUGUGAACAAAAUUUGUAUCUGUUAAUUGAAACUUGUCUGUUAACAAAAUGUGUCUCUGUCUUGUGAAAGAAUUUAGAGGUUAAAUUUUUUAUAGCAUGCAAUUUUCCUAUUGAGUAUAAAAAUUAUUUAUACAAAAGCCAGUUAUUACAAAUUUAUUAAAUAAAAUUUUUUGUUACAUAAAAAUU